AUGAGAUCAGAUGGCCACCGUGUUGUGGACAUAGACCUUUUGGAAGACGACGAACUCGUCCCACUUCCUCGGAUGCAGGAUCUGAGGAUCUACACGCUUGACCCAAUGGCGUCGCGAGAUGUAGUAGUCGACUACGAAGCCCUUAUAGAAACGGGAAACCAUGUCGACUUCCAUCCCAAUCUUCAAAUGAUCGAAACACUGGCGUCUGCGUGGUUGAAAGAAUGCUUCUCGAACCACGAAGACUGUAUUACAGCAUCAACAGCCUCAGCAGCCGACUUGCCAACUCGCCUCCUGGGUCUCGGAGACGUGGAGAAACACGGCGUGGUACGCUUGUGGCAUACAAAAGGUGCUAGAGGACAGUACACCGCGUUGAGUCACCGCUGGGGCAGCAGUCAACCCGCCAAAACCACGAAAGCGAAUCUUGCUGCAAGAUUACAAGGCUUCCCUCGCACAGAGCUGCCCCAAACAUUUUGCGAUGCUGUAGAGGUUACGCUUUGUCUGGGCAUCCGCUACUUGUGGAUUGAUUCUCUUUGUAUGGUCCAGGACGACCAUGACGACUGGAAAGACCAGCCUGCGCAAAUGGGCGAUCUGUAUCGCAAUGCGCAUGUGACAAUCGCAGCUACAAGGGCAUUGAAUAGCGAUAGCGGGUUUCUAGGCCCACGAAAGCGGACUGCAAUAGCUAGGCUACAACCUCGAAGAGGAUGCGAGCAAGAAGUCUACAUCAGCCACCGUCGCUCUUUCGCCGAAGACGUCGAGAAGGCUCCUUUGAACCGGCGGGCCUGGGUAUUUCAAGAACGGAUACUCUCUCCACGCAUCCUUCGCUUCACCGAGACCCAGGUCUAUUGGGAGUGCUGGACAAUGCAUCAAGGUGAAGAUCUUGAGUCCAAACAACUUGGCAUGAUGAAGCGCGAAACCUACCCUUCGAGUCUGGCACCGCAUAGCGUAUCCUCUGACGCGCCAUCUAAGCCUGCUCAAUGGCUAAAGAUGUCAGCUCAGUACUCUGAGCUCCAGCUCUCAUUCCCAUCGGAUAGGUUGGUCGCCAUCUCCGGGCUCAUUAGCAGAAUGGCAGUUAGGACAGCGCGGAAGUUCUACAAAGGCGUCUCGUUGGAGUAUAUGCACAUGGGACUGUUGUGGUCGUCUGUCAACCCGCCGAUGGAUAAUUUGGGUGCAAAUGUCGCACCGUCAUGGGGUUGGGCCAGUCAUCAAGGAGCGAUCAACUACGUUCAGUUAUAUUUGCCUUCGUCCGAUCCAGACCUCCGCUUUGUCGAGGAAAUACGGUUACCAUGGAGCAGUGACGCCGGCGAUAUUGACUACACAUUGCAAGGACAUAGCACAAAGUUGCGAGCCGACUUCAGGCUUGAACGUGAAGCUCAUAAAAGGCAGCCAGAGGGGUGGUUCCCAGUCGAGCUGCAUUCCAAGGCUAGUGUCUACCAUAAGAUCAGAUGCUCGAAUCCUGAUCAUUAUGGCGACGGUAUUUUCGGCUACAUCUCCGAACUUAGCGGCGACAACGAGGAUUGGAACGAUAUUUUCGGCUGGGUUACGCUUGAUGAAGAGAACGGCUUCGUAGCAGACGUCGAAGGCCUGCGUUUCCUCAUGGUAUUGCCACAGCCGAAAACGCGAAGUAAAACCCCGGAUAGCGAGGGACCGCUUAUCUCGGAUGAGGAAUCAGAGCUCUCAUUUUCCAUGGAAGUGGUGAACGUCGGCGAAGAGAGUAACCCAAGGAACGAGUCAGAUGAAAAAGCAUUAGAGCCUCCACUCUCGGUUCGACACUGCAUGUUAAUCAAACAGAGCAGCGACGGUAAGUGGCGCCGCGUCGGCAUAGCCGCUCUGUAUGACGAGCGAUGCUUGAUGGAAGGCGAGGAUUCGGAGAUCGUUGAAGUGCAUUGA
Molecule: messenger RNA, 1887 nt
Organism: Anthostomella pinea
Lineage: Eukaryota; Fungi; Ascomycota; Sordariomycetes; Xylariales; Xylariaceae
Source: the annotation of a GenBank genome assembly